GCCCAGAAGUCGUGCCAACCACUGGUUUUGCAAUUUGCUCACUGAGGUUCGAGGAAUGCAAGUUCCUGUCUUGCUAGUGGCUCUGCUGAGUGUGUGUUCUUGGACUACACUAAGUGUGGAUGGUGUAACCAUCUCCCUGAAUGGCGAGCCUAUUCCAAACAAUAACAUAUCAAAGAGAAGUGUGUACGACUUUGAGUUUGUGAGUUCAAAUGGUGAUUUCGACAGAGCUAUGAGGUGUCAGUCUGAACUGUCUGUGUCUGAAGUUUCUCAAUUUACUACUGCAUGUCAUGUCGCUGACGGAGAUAGUCCAGUCCCUUGUCUUUGGCCAGACUAUGAGUACAUAAGACUUAGUAAUGCUGUCGGUGGUAUAACUCGAGGAUGGAGUGGAAUGAGAGUACCUGAUGAAGGUGGUCGUAGAGCACAUUACUUGUGGAGAAGAUGGGAAACUCCAGAGGAAGGAUAUAUCAACUGUCAUAUGCUUGAUGACAUUAAUCCUGUAUUAGGACUGUACAUCCUCUACCCCAUCACUGAGGUAACUGCAGCUAUUGAGGUGGAGGCGGAAACAUCGACAUUCAGAGUGAGGUGUACCUCCACUGGUGGGAGAGCUCUGAACAUGGCUGUCUCUGGACCUAAUGGAUUCAACUCUGACAUCAGUACCAACAUACAGGCAGUGGGUACUAGGAGGUACCUGGGCAGUGACAGAUACACUGCCAUGACAGAUGUCAUAUCCAGUGGCAGAGUUGGAGAUGUAUUCCAAUGCAAUGUCACUAGUGUUACAUCAACAACUGCUAAUGUAACUGUAGGAGCUCCAGAUACUCCCGAAAGGCUAGUGGUUACUGCAGAAUCAGCCAGUGUCAGAGUGUCCUGGCAUGCAGUAGAAGAUGUUGAAAGAUACGCUGUCACAUUCUCUCAAGUUCGGGGAUAUUAUCAGCAGGGGCAGUGCAACCGUACUGACUCUCAUACUGCCACUCUGACAGUCAGUGCUCCCUCCACUACUGCCAGUAUUGCUGUUGGAGGAGAUGUGGGGUCAACAGUGACAGAUGAGUUGAGAGCCUACACCACAUAUGAGGUGACUGUGAAGGCAGUCAGUGAUGUCAGAGGUACAAGUCGACCUAGUGAGACCAAGAGAGUUCUAACACCACAGACAAGUGCAGGAGAGGCUCCAGGGGAUGUGAGAGCAGAGGCUGAGAGCUCCACUGAGAUCUCUGUCCAGUGGAGUGGCCUCUCCAACUGUAGACUGGUCAAUGGUCGAAUCACUAAAUACAGAGUUCAAUAUGAGACUUGUUCAACGACUGAGACUAGAGACUAUACUCUGGGAGAUAGUGAAAACUGGAACAGUGGAGGACGAGUUACUCUGACUGGACUGAGUCCCUUCACAAACUACUCCAUAUCAGUAGCAGCUGUGAAUGAGAAUGGAGACGUUGGACUAUAUUCUGACCCCUCAACUGUACUAACUCUGCAAGCAAGUAUCACAUGUACAAUCAUAGCUACAUCAGACUCGUGCAUUCAGAGUGAUUCAUCAGCAUUGGUAGCAUAUCUUGGUGGUGUGUUGGGAGUGGUGAUUGUGACUGCUAUAGUAGUGCAGGCUAUGGUGAUAGUCUUUUUCAUCAGGAAACUCCAAAGAGCUAAAGCCUCCACGAACACUACUGGCGUAGAAAUGCCCACAUUGUCAGGAAAUAAAUAUCUGGGCUCGGAGCAGUUCCAGACCUCCAGUAAUGAGGCCUACAAUGUAGUGAGAGGGACUGGAAGUACAGCUGAAGGUGAAUAUGAGGUAAUACGAGACCUUCCUCCCUCCACCUCCUCCCAGCCUACCACUGCUGCUGCUGGAGACUCUCUCUAUGAGUCUGUGUGAUGUGUCCCUACAUUACUGUUCAGUAUCUGACUACUGCAGACAUGCAUGAAAUAUUAUGGUGCAUACUUGAAGUUAGUAAUAUGUGAUGAUGUGUAGUAUUGAAUUAGCAGAGGAGUGAUCUA
Messenger RNA from Geodia barretti, 1974 nucleotides. Lineage: Eukaryota; Metazoa; Porifera; Demospongiae; Tetractinellida; Geodiidae. The record is from the annotation of a GenBank genome assembly.